This is a messenger RNA of Cydia fagiglandana, 1234 nucleotides long. RefSeq names its product ADP-ribosylation factor-like protein 6-interacting protein 1 (gene Arl6IP1). Lineage: Eukaryota; Metazoa; Arthropoda; Insecta; Lepidoptera; Tortricidae. The transcript is spliced from 3 exons. Gene Ontology annotation, cellular component: membrane. Bases 192 to 782 code for a protein of 196 amino acids. The record is from RefSeq and is a predicted model, not a curated record.
AAUACGGACGGCUAAACUGAACAUAUUCUAUCGUGUCGCUGUAAAUCGAAACGCAUCACGGCAUCAGCUUAACUGCCCAAUUUCUUAUCAGUCUUGUCUUUGUUCGUUUUGCUAAAAUUAAUUAGGAUUUACGCAUUGGUAUACACCAAUAACUUCAAUAGUGAUAACUGCAUAUUAAGAGUUAAGAGAAAAUGGCAGAUAUCAUCUCCCAGGAUCAGGAACAGCAAGUUAAGAAACUCAAAAGAUUGCUAGAAGGGUGGCGUAUGGCCCUCCUGCCAAUCAGAUCAAUAAUCUUGUGGGAACAGCAAUGGUACCCCGCUGCUAUAGUUGGAGUACUCAGUUUCCUAUACUUUUUCAUCUGGCUUAUGGAUUCAAACUUUCUGACCACAUUCGCAAUUGUGGGAAUUUUCCUCAACUUUGUGGAUUUCAUUGUUCCCAUCAUAUGCACAUCUCUCUACGGCCCCAGUGCGUGGACUGGACAGAAGGAGAAGUUGUUUGAAGACAUCUGCAAGGCUAUUGUAAGGGACUUCAACAAGAUUCUGAACCAUGUUCAAUUGUUCUUUUCAUUCCGGGAGACCAGUCCCAUUCUGUACUACAUAAUAUCCAUGUGCUUGCUGUGCGCACUGGGCUGGAUCUCCUCUGCCAUCAACAAUGUGCUGCUGCUGUACAUCCUGUCCAUCGGGCUGCUGCUGUGGCCCGGCAUCCAGCACCGAGGCAUCUUCAACAUGGUGCUCUCCAUGGUCAACAUGGGACCCAAACCCAAGCAUCUUAAGCCAGAGUAGACAACCGGUCAAACUAGCUUUUAAUGCAAUGUGAUGUGUCUGGUCAUUACAAAUUUAAGUUUAAGCUUAGCUUAUUCUAUUUGAGCUUUAAAUUUUAGUGUAUGAUUACCAGACAUCGUAAAUUUUACAGCAUUUUUGGUGCAGCAUAGUGGUAUAAACGGAAUUGGUAGAAGCAAUUUCAACCCUAAUGAUUUUGAUUAAUUAGCGUUAAUUACGUUAAUAUUAACCUUAAAUAUUAAUUUACCAUUUCAGUUGGAAUUAUCUAUACCAAUUGCGUUAAGACCACUCCGCUGCACCAAAAAUGCUAUAAAAUUUACGAUGUCUGAUGAUUACUGUGUGAUACAUUUGGUUGAUUGUUAGGACUAUGUUCCAGUUAUUAUUUUUACUUUGCGUCCCUUGUUAUUGUUAUGGGUGUCAGGAAGUAUUAAAUAAACACACCAUUAUUUAUAGAA